AGCAGAAGCACUUUGAAUGAGCUGCUGGUGCUUUGUUUUAAAAGACUUACAAUAAUCAAGAUGAGGUUUGGUAAAAGUCUGUAUCACCCUCUCCAAAUCUUUAGGAGGCCUAUACUUUUUGUAUCAGCAGAAGGGGCAGCUCACUAUCAACAGAGGAUGACACUAUCUACAGAUGUCGCCUUGAAACUACAUAUUUCUGCAUUAGCAAAGAACAAACAUACACUUAUUUGUUAUUAGUUUGAAGCUGCCAAAAAUAAACCUUUUGGGAGAUAAAGAUGAAAAAGAUGAGAGUGGCUGAAGUCAAUGUGUUUUAACUAGGCCCCAGGGACUCACUACAUUAAAACCUGUCAAUAUCACUUGAUGCUUAUCAAACAUAUCAGUGGAUCUUUGAGUCCUCCGGGCGAGUCCAUCGACUGCAGCGGAGUGACACAUCUUAAGGAAGAACAUUUAUGAUCAUUUCCUAAUGGAAAUGCAAUCAGACCGAGACGCUAAGGCAGAAGAACUACCGUGUCUGCAGUACAAAAUGAUUGAUGUGAUGAUUAUUACUUCAAGAGAAUAAUUAAGAAAUGAUCAUAAAUGUUCCUCCUUGAGCUGCGUUCGCCUGCUGCAGUUGAUGGACUCGCCCGGAGGUCUCUGUACAAACAAGCAGCUGCUGGAAGAGAGUAGGUGAGUUGUGUUUGGUCUCUUUGCUAAAGAAAUCUGGGAAAGUUAAAAAGAUGUUUGGUGGCUAGUGCUAUGGCUGGGACCCUAUAUGUACUGUUGAUGAAGUUAGGUGCUGUUCUGAGCAUUAUUUGUGGCUAUAGAGUGGCUUUUUGGUUGAGCGCAUGGCUCUGUGUAUUGCUAUAGUGCGGUUGUUACUAAAGUUGGAAUAACUAGAGAAGCAAGCAGUCUGCAACAUUCAUCUCUCGACGGGGUGUCAUUACGGUGUGUUUGACUCCAACUUAUUUUUACGCCGGAAUAUCCCUUUAAACACUAAUGUCUUUGGGGGCAUGAUGAAAGCUGAUAUCAUAAUUAGCUUUCUUGAGAGGAUUGCAAUUUACAUUUGUUCCGCUAUCAUCCUCUCUACUUCUGGAGGUCUGGCCUGCAGACCAGGCGCUGGGGGCGGAGCUUGUGGCCCGCCCAUGGACUUGUGAGGUGUGAAGAAUCCAACUGUGUCUGAACCUGCUGUUUGGGUCUGCCAGAGGUUCACAGAAAUCUGAAUGCAGAGAUCCAAUUUUGCACUUAGUUUUCUCAUGAUAUGUCCUCCAAUACAGACAAAUAGAAAAGAAUAUACAGACAAAAAAACAUGACAAAAACUGGACAAAAACUUCAUCAAGUUAAGUGAUUUGUGAGUUUUCAUUGAAAGGUGUUACCAAGGAGACAAUUUCAAUGUGUCCCUGAAAGAUGAAGUUGAUGUCAGAGCAUAUCAACCAUUUUGGUGAUAUAUGCUCACAAUUGUACCUGUGCCUUUACAAAUAUAUUUUGAAUCAUACAUACCAGUGCUAAUCGCUGUUGUGGUGUGUCUUUCUAUUUCUCUAUAAAACUUUGUAUUAACAGAUACUAGUGUUAAUCCGUAAUGCAGGGUUUCUGUGAUUAAUUGAAUCACAAGGCAGAAUCGGGGCCUCAGCCUUAUUUCUGUGUCAUCCCCGGCACCGAAUCUAAGUGUGAUGGCAUCUCUGUGAAGACCAUCAUUGUCCAAGGACAACACUUGGUGUAUUAUUCAUGUUUUAAUGCAGCUAUGGUAUUACAGAGCAACACCAGGCUCCUUGAUCAAAUGCGCUGUUUUAAUUUUACAUUUGCAUCCUUUUUUUUUCUUUUUACAUCUUAUGCAGAUUCACUUUGUCUGCUGCAUCCCCCCUCUCUCUCACCCUUGUGUCUUGGUUACAGUGUGUAAGUUCACGAUUAAAAAGCCCUGGCAUGCACAAGUGUUAGAGGAAAAUACAUAAUGCACAUAAAAUAAUUACAAAAACAAGUAAAAACACAGAAGCCACAAGUAGAGUGAUAAAUAGGUAAGAGUUAAGAACAGGCAACUGUCAGGAGUCAGGUAAUGAAUACAGCUUGACAGAUAAAGUAAAUAAAUAUAUAUAUGACCUGAGAUGAUGUUGGAAAAAAAGCCUUUUGAUGACAGUCACAAUGUAACAUUGGUUUGAAUUAGUAGUGCCUCUAGUCCAGUGUCUAUUUUCAAUAAAAGAAUCCUAAAUGUGUAUAUUGUGGUGCUUUUAUUUUUCAGUGGGUGCUCCCAAUUUUUUUCUGGUGCUGCAAAGUCCAAGAGUUAACCUAGAGCCAGUUUUUGUACAGUUUCCAAUACACCCAUAUAUAAAUGUGUUUGAUAAAUGAGCCAACGUGAGGAAAACUAAAAGCAAAAAUUCAGUCAAAGUCACUGACACAAAGAAAGAAAAAACAUUUUUUAACCAAGAAUAAAAUAAGCCUCAAAGUCAAGGUGGAGAAUUUGUUUCCUUCAGCAGCUUAAUAAAACAACUGAAAAGAAAAAAAAAACAUCUUAAUGAGGGUUUGUGAAAGAUUACUGAGAAGUUAAAAGUAAUAUAAUCCAGAGUUUAUGGGGCUGAGCACAUACACUCUUGAAUGCACAAAAUCAGAUUCAUAAAUUGAGAGUGUGAGAAGACUUUUUAAAAUGUUUGCUUUCCUGAUGGCUCUGUCAAACAUUUCCAGAUGUCGGCCAGAAAAUGUGUUGUAUAUUACUGAAAGUUAAAGAUCCCUGUUUGAAAUUUAUUCCCAGUGCUGACUAACUCCUCUGAAUGAAAAUAAAAUCUGCUUUAAAUUGACAUUCCCUUUUGGAAAAGAGGGCUUUUGACUGUGUCAGUGCCAACAGACAUGUAGCUGGUAUCAGGUGUAUCUGAGUUGUUUUAGUAACUGAACAAAAACUGACAUUUUGUCCGCAGGUAAACUUUGUAGUAUUGAGGGGAUAGCUCUGGAAAAUUAUUCACUCUGGUAAUCGUUUAUCAGUUUGUCUUGAAAAAGCAAACAAAUGUGUGGGCAGAUAUGAGAAAAAGAGGCUGGUGCCAAGAAAAUAAAGCAAAUUGAGCAAGAGAGUUUCUAAGUUCAACAAAACACAAACAAGUAAAAAAAAAAAAAGGAGGAAAAAAAAACUUAUUACAUAAAGAAUAAGCUGUGCCCCAAGACAUUGCACGUUAACAUUAAAUGGAGAGUCACAUGUCACUUUCCCCAAGCUUCUGUCAAUGACAAGUUACAACUAAAUCAUUUAGUGCCCUGCUUUCCAUGAAGAGGGGAGUUGAGGGACCUUAAAGUCCUUUACGGAUUUCGCGUUAAAUCAAAGAGAGCCUGAGCGACUCUGAAGAUCUCCGUUUAGGAGGAGUUUUGUGACUCCUGCAGCUUCUCCAGGACCUUCAGCAAACACGGUUUCCAUUGCCUCAGAGUUGGGUUGAGCAGAAACAACAACUGGGACCUGUAGAGACUUCUGCCGUGCAAAGUUUCAGACCUCGUGGCCAAGCAAACACUUUCUGGGAGAUGAGCCAGACUGACCGGCAGUUAUCUUGUAACAGAGUUUGGUUAGGGGGGGAGAAAAGAAAGGCAGGCGACUGUGCGCGCGCUCCCAGUAUGGCACAAAAAACGGAGGAAAGUGGGGUUCCUUUCGUCAAAAACUCGACGGGAAACGGCGCCGACUGGCUGAAACAAUCCCACAAUGCGGACCAAAGCGUAUACGGAUCCGGAUACGUUAACCCGUUAGCCUGUGACAUGGAGAAACCUUGCUGUCAGACAGCUGCUGCUCCUCAGGAGGAGUUGUCAAACGCUGACUGCCGAGUGGGCGACAAUUGCUCUUUUCCUGCCUGCGCCACAAUCUCAGAAACAGCCAGAGAGCUGUGCAAAGCUGUGUCCGUGUCGCUGGGACUGACCAUGGAGCCCACCGACACGAGCGAACUGGACGCCGCUCUGCCCCCGUGCGCAACAAGUGACCACAUAAGAGGAGAGUAUUUACUGAGUGGAGCCGUGCCCCCACUGAGCUGUCCGCGCGCCCAGGCUGCUGACAGCGAGCGGGAUGAGCUGCGCGGACCCAAGCAACUGGUGGACAUGUUCAAAAGUUCAGAGACUGCCCCGCGACUGCAACACCUCACCUCCACUCAGACGUGCGCGGACGACCAAAACUUCACGCUGUGCAACAGUAGUGACAUAACUUCAGACGAGAUGGAUCACCUGGACUCAGCGCGUGCUGCCUCUUGCCCUUACGCCCAGUCUACGCCAGCUAACUUGGCACACUUAUCCACAGAUAGGCCGUGCCGGGUGUACAAACCCCCCGAUGAAGCGAGACACUUCGGGGGAGCCAUGGAGACCAAAUUCAGUGGAUAUCAGCCGGAACAAUUCAGCGUCAGAAUCAAGUCUGAGGACGGCGAACCUGCUGGGGCGUUGUGGGGAAGUCAUUACACUUUUAAUGAGAAGUACAACCAUCAGGACUGGGGUCCAAGGCAGUGCAUGGAUGCAGAGAGCACGGGGACAAACGCACCGUUUUUAUGUAAUCCAUAUGAGAGAAGCAUGGUGCGUCCGGAGCAGUGGUACCCGGGCGGGAUGCUGAGGCCGCCCUAUCCCAACUCCACUUACGUGAAGAGCGAGGUGGGCGAGUGGCUGGAUGUCGCCUACAGUGACACUAGGUAAAUUAAUACUAAUAAUACUACUACUACUAAUAAUAAUUCCAAAAAUGUCCUUUAGGAUCACAAAAGGUUGUGUUUCAUUUUUUCUCACACAUAGAUUGAACAAAAACACUCAGACCUGUUUAUGCUUUUCUGUCCACACUGUGACCCUAAUCCUAAUCUGACCACAGACAGUGUCAAGAGUCUGGCCCCUGUGUUUUUCUGCUGUCUGCUUGGGAAUAGAAGCAACAAAAUGCAACCUGAACUUCAAUCAUCGAAAAAGAUGAAUUUCAUUCUUCUUCUUUUUUAUUUAUUUCUCAGAGUUUAAGGUCUUUCUUUAAAAACAGCUGCAGCAUUUAUUGUUUGCUUGUUUUUAUUAGUCGCAUAAAUGUCAAACUCAACAGAUGAAAAAAAAAGUCACAGUCUCCUGCAGACAGGAGUGUUUUUUAAGGAGAUUAACAGACCAUCUUUAAUAAUCACACUGAGAACUUUCACUCAACUAAAGCAAGUUUUUAAUGUCGUAUUCAAAUGAUUUAAGAACAUUUUGAGAAGCUUCCAUCCAAAAUAUUUGAGUCACAUCUGCAACCCAGAACUGCUUUAACAGUCUUCAAAUUAAAAUGAAGUUUUAAAGAUUGUAUGAAAUGUGGAAUAAAUAAAAACAGUUCAUUUUAUUGUUGGAUGUUAUGUUCUCUAAUGGUCCUUUAAUUAAAAACAAAAAAAGUCUUUAGUUUUGCUGUGAUGUCUGGGACACCAGCUUCUAACAUCAAUGUGACCGCCAACAGGAGUGUGAUAUUGAACAUGAAGAUUAAGAUAAAAAAAGGAGAUAAGAACAAAGACUGUGAGCAACUGAGAAGUUUUCUGAUAAAUCAGUUUUAUUUUAAGCCUACAUCCGUUUCUAUUCCAGAAAUGUAUUUAUGUAGUCCAGAAACGCAGUACACUUACACUUACACUCAAUUGAUUUACAGCAACAUUGGAUUCACCUCUGUUUAUAAGCUGACUUGAGCAUUGGUUGUUGUGUUUCAGGAUUCUGUCUCUUUAUUCUAAAAUUGUACAGUUGCCUUCAAUUUUCAAUAACAACUCUAGACAUUUUAAUUUAAUUUUCUGUUUGAAUGACCCCAAAGCCAAGGUAACCUGAUCUCAAGAUCCCAGAGCAGACAUGCUGACAGCCACAUUAGUACAAGGCAUGGUUAGUUUUGGUAGUUUCCUGUACGGUUUUAUUACAAAGGUGGAGUUUUUACUGUUUAAAUUGGACUUCAUAGCUCAAUCUCAAUUUGAUAGUACCCUGAAUCCUCUCAGUCAGUAGGAACCAUGUGUGCAGCAGACAUCAUGCCCUUAACUGGGCGUCUGUGACUUCACUGAGUUGGUAAAUGACUGAGAACACUGACAUUAAUCUCUCAGACCAUCAGAGCUCAGUGUACCAAAAGCCUGCGCACAUACAGACAGAAGCAUGUGAAAGACAAAGAAAGCAGAUUUUAGUUUUAGACUGAAGUUGUGAUGACUGUAAAAAAAACAACCGGAAAAUCAUAAACAAGGAUCCGUUUUAUAUCACUGCAGAGAAACACAUGUAAGAUUUCUGUCUUAAAUUUAUCUGAGACUGAAUCUUUAAGCAGCAGUGAAAAGACAGAAAAACUGAGAGAUGUGUGUUGAAGGUCUCCAGCCUGACCUCAGACCAGGGUCACUGGGCUACUUUUUGGUUUGCAGUAUAGAUUAGUUGGACAGCAGGAUGUGAACAAGUAUAGAGACCUUGAAAACUGGGAUUUCCAGCUUUCCUUUUGCUUAUCACCUCCAUUCCUGCUGCUCGUUCAUAGCAGCAGAUUCAUCAAAUUAUCUGGACAAUGUUGCUGAAUUAAAUCAAGUAAAAGGUCUUUGAUCCUCCCCUGCUCCACAUUUCAGUUUCACUUAAUUUAGUAAGCCAGAAAGAUGCCUUUACAGAUUUGCAUUUCUCUAAUCGGCAUUUGAGUGCAUCUCAUCCAUAUCUCUGAAUUUGUUCCCAGCAUUCUUGCAUUUUGUGUGUCGUUUCACUGAGUGAAAUGCCGCUCAUCUCUACCUUUAUGCAUGCUCCGUUAAGAAGAAUUUCAGGGCUAAUGAAUAGAACAAUUCAUGAAUAAAAUAAAACAAACAGCAACUGGGCUGUCACCCACAUAUGGUCCACAUCCCGACUGUCAGGCCUGAGGGCAGAACAUUUAAGCUUCUUUUUUCUCAUAACUUUGAUUGGAAUAAAAAUAAUGGUUUUUGCCUCACUUGGGACUAAGAAAGAUGCCACUGUAGGCUACUUGUUUAUUACUUACUUAUUACAAGAGUGACACUGCAAUCCUUCAAAGAGAUUUAAUUUCUGACCUCUACGUAUAGGCAGGACCUGCCAAAAAUACCAUCCAAAUAAGUAAAAACACUUUUUUAAUCACUAUUUCACCUAUCAGCAAAAUACUGCAGACUUAUCACAUCUUACAACACUCUGCAGCUUGAUUCCCAUUGGGACACGUAUGGGUUUAGCAGAUGCCAUGAAGAAAACCAAAUAGCUGAUAAUUUGAAAUAGAAAAAUGAUGUUAAGCAUUAUGUUACUUUUCAUUGGAUCAACCUCUAAGUGGCUUAAAAUUACUACUAAAAUAUUACUAAUGCAUUGAAGCGUGUUAAACUGAGCACAAAGAAGUUGGACUAAUCUGAAUUUUCUGCUGCGUUAAUCAAACAGUAUUGUGCACAGAAAAUGGCCUAAAUUGGUUAUGACUGACCUGCACUGUCAACACGAUCAAGUAAUGAAAACCACUCAUUAGUUUAGAAAAAGGUGGGAAUAUUUCACAUGUGAAAUGGUUCACUCUCAGUCAGAUGUUUUUUUUUUUUUAAACACGUUUUUAGGAUCUUUUCUUGAGUUUUGGCAAAGUAUCAAAUUAUGUGUGGUUGUAUUUUAUGUAUUACAAUUAAGCAGUCGAUGUUUUUAUAUUUACAUGAAAUACUGUGUCUCUUGGAGUGCAAAGGAGUGAGUUUGAUGUUUGUGUCCUCCCUAAACAGAGACAGUUGUGUGAGACUAAAACGGUGAAAGAGUGUAAAAGAUUUACGUUGAAGCUGUUUUAAUAUGUCGUAUUAGCAGUGAGACAGAAACCUGUCCUAAAUAUGCUCCUCCUCUUCCUCAUAACGGAUUCUUUGCACAAAAAUACUGUUUUCAUUUAUCUAACACAGUCAGAAUUGUCUGACUGCAUCUGAACAUGUCUCUCCUUUAGCUGAUUUCUGUAAUUUUAAAAAUGUAUUGUGUUUCUUUUAUUCCUAUUACCCUUAUAGUUGAUUGUGUUGUAACAUUCAGUAAGUCUGCCAGGUUGUUAAGCUCAAAAAGUGGCCUGUGGUGUGUGUUCAUGGUCAGCUUUACUGCUCAUGUCAAUAAAUGUGUAUCUUUCCCUUCAUAAACUACAACAUUUUGACAUUUGCAAAAACCCACUUUGAUUGUAUUCUUCAUUUUUAUAACAUCCUUUGUUACCUAAAGUCAGUCAGCAGACAAAAAAGACAUUUUCAGUUGAGAUUCAUCCUUGUCUGUUUUACUCAAAACCUUGAUAUCUUGGUUUCACGUCACCAAGGCUACGUUAUGUCUGAGCCUCCUCCAAUCUCUCUGUGCUCAAGGUUGAAGUCAGGCACCCAUCGCGGCCCCCUUAUCCUCCCUCCCCUCCCUUGUAGUCUCAGUGUUGGUGCUCCCACACCGUCCUCAGUCAUCACGCUCUCAACCCUCUUUCACUCUCUCACUGAGAGGCCUUGGCACUGUUUUUAGAGAGUUAACAGAAACUGCUUUGUAGUUUUAGUCUGGAAAGUAUUCAACAGGUUUAAAGUAAUUAUGGUCUUGUUUUGAUGAGUGAGAUCAGGGCUUGCUGUAAUAUGGGUCAAUAAAUUCAUAAGUCAAUAAAGAGUACAAAAAAAAAGUCAAAAACAGGCAAAAGUCCUGAAAUACAGAUACUGUGCAAUGACCCAAAUAAGACACGCAAACUGUGGCUUUUACACAAUCAAUCAAAGAGUAGCUGGGAAAGGCUAAAAAUACAGGUGUAUUUAAUAUUUAAUGCUCAUGUUUCAUCCAAAUCCUUUUUUAUGUGCUUUUGCUGCAGGUUUGAGUCAGGCAGGGAGCACAUGUUUCCCAUGGAGUUUUUCUUCCCACCACAGAGGAUGUGCCUGAUCUGUUCAGACGAGGCGUCAGGCUGCCAUUAUGGAGCACUCACCUGUGGAAGCUGCAAAGUUUUCUUUAAGAGAGCAGCAGAAGGUAAAACUUAAAGGGGGUAACUGAAGUCCUGAGGGUUGUAACCCACACACUCAUACUUUUUUAGGGUCAUUCUUUAGACAGAUGUCUCUAUAAGUAACCUCUGGUUUCUCUGUCCUUGCAGGCAAACAGAAAUACUUGUGCGCAAGCAAAAAUGACUGCACUAUAGACAAGCUAAGGAGGAAGAAUUGCCCAUCUUGUCGGCUGAAGAAGUGUUUUGAAGCUGGAAUGACACUUGGAGGUAGGUUGGAUUAAUAUGUGUUUUAAAAGUUAGUAACUAUACACUUAAGAUAAAAUCAUCCAGCUUCAGGUGUCAUAAAAUGAAGCCAACAUAAGACAAUCUAAAAGUGUAAAAACUUGAGGCUGGCUCCAACAGCCAAGGAAGUCACAUCAACACCCUUAUUAAAUGGCCAAUUAUCAGCAGGCUGGUACAGAAUUACAGGUUAUUCUUUGGUAGUAAACGUUCAGAGGGUGAGACAUUUUUUUGACUCUUCACUUUUGAUUAUAUUAAAGCUAAGAGCUAUGCAUAGAUUUGCACUAGAAGUGGUGUGUCUGAGUUGACUUACAAGCUAGUACAUUGUAACUGGUGGCUGAGAACCCGCCUCAACUCUACCGCUCUGUCUGUCUCUUGGUUUGGCAAAAAAAAAGUGUUUCUAACAUAUUGAUCAUCAACCCUUAGCUUCAUGACCUGAAACCAGAAAGAUAUGUCACUGAAAGUAUGUCCAAGUUCAAAUGCUGUCAUCAUGUCAGGCUGCUGUGUUCAAAACUGUGAGUCCUAUAUGGAGUGAUAAUCAUCGUCAGCUCCUGGAUUGAUCACCAACUGAAAAAAACACUGUACAGUAAUGUUUGAAGGGGGAAUUUUGUGCUCUUUUGGAAUCAUUAAGCUACAGUUAACCAUCAGUUCACAUUAUUAUUUCCACUGUCUAGAUCCAUUUAUUGUUAGCUACCAUGAUGAAAUAGGAGAACAGUUCUACCCUGAGUGAUGUGAGCCAAAAAUGUGUCUCUUUGUUAUCGUAUUGUCAGCUGGGAAGAGGUUGAAAUCUAAUAUUACCCACUGCAUUGUAAUUUUGUUAAACUUUGAACUAUGGCCUGUUGAUCCUCCUAUUUCUUUUUUACAAUUUUUCACGGUUCGGCUUAGUCAUACAAACUGAUGACGAAUGUCAGCUUGGCUACGUUUAUCUGACACGCAGCCAUAAAUACCAAAGUACAACAUUUGAGCUUUCACCUUAUUGUGUUUCCCUUCAGUGAUCAAUAAAGUUCUUAUUACCUUAUCUUGAGCAAGGCGUCAGAGAGACGAAUAUGGUGAUGACAUAGUGUCACAGACCACAGUUCAAAUCACAUACAUUUGCACUGUAUAGGGUAUAAUAAACACUGUGUGAACAAAGCGCACUUCAGAGAAAGUGAAGUCUUAAAAGUGAAACUAUUAAUGGUUUCGCAAGACCAAGUACUUUAUUCUCUCCGCAGCACAUCUUAGCCGGCUCUCUUCAAUUGCAGCAUCAUCACAAUAGGGGAUGUUACUGAUAAUCAGGCCCUGGCUGAGCUGCCAUGCAAUUUAGACCUCUUCCAUUCACUUCUCCUUACUGUCACCCAGACCUGCUCGUCAUAUUAGGCUGUAAAGAUUGACAUGUAGUGGACUAAUUUUAGUCCUAUGUUCAAUUUUCACUCUCCUCCAUUUUCUCAUUCUGUUAACGGUGAAAAUUGUGCCUGAAGCACAAAGCUGACAUGAGACAUGUGAAUUAAAGCUGCAGACAUGCUGGCAAUUUUGCCACCAGUCACUGACAAACCCAUGGAGGGAAAAUGUGAUCUAAUGCUGUGAUUGUAAGUAAAAAGGCACACCUUUUCUAGUUGUGUCUAAAAAGAGCCUCUUUUCACUGUGGUUCUCAUCCCAGACAUGUAAUUCAUUCGCUGCAUUUCAAGAGAAAAUUUAUGACAAUCAUUUGUAGAAGCAGAGGCAGAAAAAUUAUACAUCAGGUCUUACUAUCCCUGUGGGUUUUAACUCAAAAUACUUUAAAGCCUAGUCAUAAAAUGCUGAAAGAAAAGAGAUGUCUGCUUUUUCUAAUUGAAUUUGAUUCAUUUACUUUAAAGUUGGCAGUCAAAUCAAUCCACUCAUAAACUUUGCAAUCUCCGGAUGGUAUCAGAGAAAUCUGUAUUUUAUUUUCCUCAUAGUUUGGGGGUUCUGAAUAGAAGCAAUAAUCUGAAUGUUGGGUUUGUUUAGUUUGGCAUCUGCUCCAGAUUGACAAGCAUACUUAUUACAAAUUACUGGAUGGUUUCAUUUCUGUCAUUCCAAUUCCAUAUUAUUUCUGGAAUUUUAAUUGCAUCCAAAAAAGAAGCUGGGCAGAAAGGUUGCGUUUGCCAAACUUUGAAAGCAGUGAGUCUCAUUUUCUGCGAUAAGGAGGAAGCUAACUACACAUCUGCACUUUAACGUCUUGGGUUGAGAUACAAACAUGAGUCACUGAUUUAUCAUUUUCUCCAAGAAAGUAAAUCCUCAGCCUCCGACUUUCCUGGUGAUAAUAGCACUCUUCAUAAAUCCAAGACAAAUUAUGUCUUCAUCCCGACUGUACACUAAAGCCACUUCAGAGAGCGCAGGUUAGAUCUAUUGCCUCUCUGAAAUUUUCAUCUUUUUUUAAGGGGUCGUGAUGUAAAGAAGAAUUGUCUGCCAUUUCCAGAAAAUAAUUGUAAUAUUUGUGAUGACAGUUUUUUAUGCAUUAACUAUUAAACAUUUCAACUUUGCAUCCUGAGUAUGGGGGAUACUCAUGUUUGACAGAGUUUCUUUCUUUCCUUGACGUUUAGCCAUCAACAUCACUUUUUCAUGAUUACGUUAAUUCAAUCAACCCAGUUUAGCAGCUGAAAUUUAAUUUCCCCCUGAAUUUGCCUCUGACUUCAGCUUAAAAGAUCUCAAAGUGUCCCCAAACCACCUUUGACCUCUAUAGCAUGUCCUCAUUUAGCUUGAUGUCCUCUGUUGGUUGGUUGUGAAAAAAGAAAAUUAGCUAGUACCUGCUCCUAAUGUGGAGGAGUGAAUGAAUACAAAGACUCUGUGGGUAACCAAACUCUAACCCUGUGCCCUGAGGGCUCAUAACAAGUCAGUAGUAGGGUUAUAGUAAGUUAAUGCUGCUGUAGUAACAGUGUCAUAUCUUAUUAAAGUGCACUGAAAAUAUUUUUUAAUGUUAGUUAUCUUUAGUUAAGGGUUAUUCGGGGUUAUGAUGACGUCAUGGCUGCAAAGGAUUCGCAGAUUGAUAAAUCAAGAGAUUGGAUUGAUCACAAGGUUAUUUACUUGAUGAAUGGACCAGUAAUACUCCUAAAAUGUCACUAAGAGAAAAGGGCAUGUCAUGUUUACUUAGUACAGAAUCAAGUGUGUUCAUUUUUUUCCAAGCCCUAGACUCAAGGGGAUAUGUGGAAUUAUAUAAAACUGAAAACAGCCGUGGUUAGAGAAGCUCAAAGCACAGAAGCUUUGUAUUCAAGAUAUUUCUGUGAAAUGACAGAAAAUUCUAAAGUUUAUCAAAAAAGUCACCAACAAAUUUUCCUUCAGAUGAUGCAUUUCCAGCUUCAGUGCUUUAAGUCAUCAGCUUCUGAAAUAAUCGGAAAAUACCACUGCAACAUUUUCCACAAUCGCAAUCAAAGAGGCGAUAGAAAAUGGUGACUACCCUUAAGUCAAAGGUGUCUUAAAAAGGCCUUUAACAGGCCUCAUGAGCAAAUGAGAUGCCAGAACUAGCAGUAAAGUCAACUACUUGUUUUCAAUCAAAGCAUAUUUAAGGAACAAAUGCAUUCUAGCUCCAAAGUUAUGUCAGCAUUUCACAAACAAUGUGGGUGUGACCCAUUUCCAAACAAAUGUUGACAGGUAAGAAAAUCUUUUGUACAAAAUUGCCUCCGAAAAGUUUUUUAAAAAAGCCUACAGUUUUUAUUGUCACCAAGUAACACAAUAAAAAAAAGGAGUUACACAAAGAAUAAUCAAAGACCAAACAUUUUGUUUCCUGUCAUGUCUUUGGAAAAUGGAAUGUAAGGGAUUAUUAAUUCAUAUGAUAAAAGAAAACAGAGAAUGUUUAUUAUUACUGAUCAAUUCUGCCGCCAAGGUCCAGAGGGAGCAAUCUUAAGCCACUGAGGUCAUUUUAUAAUUCUUGUUAAUGGGAUUAUGGUAGAUGUCAUACAACUGUGGAAGGUCUAUGAGCAAGUUUACGUCAGGUAUUUGAUAUGAGAGGAGCACCGAUAAAUCAAAUCAAGUCAAAUCAAACUUUAUUCAUAAAAGGCUUUUCAUACAAAAGUGGUUUACAGUCAAAAGGUAUAAAAGUUAUAAAAGUUAUAUAUAUAUAUAUAUUUUUUUUUUUUUUGGUACAUUUAAAGAUCAUAAUCAGAACUUUCUAAACAUUAAAGACAAACGCUGAGUAUACACCAUAUGUUUUAAGUCUUUUCAUGAGUAAAGGUAAACCUAAAUCUGGGUCUACAAGUCAGACCACAACAUCAUCUGCAUACAGACUCACAUUAUAGUCCUCUCCUCCCACCAUAAUUUCCUUUAGAUCUUUCUCCUGAUGCAUCAUAUAAGGGCUAGAGGUUCAAUAAUCAAGUUGAAGAGGCUAGGGCCAACUAGGCAGCCUUAACUACAGCCCCUUUGCAAAUCACAGAAUACAACCUAUUAAAUCUUCACUGAAACAAAAAUCUUAACAUUACAAAACGGGGGAAUUCCCACCUUAUGAAAUCAAAACCUUUGCGAAACUAGUCUCAGAAGACUAGAACAAGAUUGUUCUCAUUUACUUUUUCAAUUACAUGUAGUGCUUUUCUUGUAUUGUUAUACUUCCGACACAGGAAAGGAUUCUUCUCAGUUUCCUUUUCAAAAGCUAUAAUGAGUACAUACUUGAACACGGUAUUUCUUGUUCAACUUUGCUAGCGGUCUGGUUAGCCUAGAGUUUUACGAGUACAGCGAAUAUAAAAGAUACGUUUGGGUGACGAACAGCCAACUGCAAUGUGAAAUGUCACGCAAAUGUAUAGUCACCACGUUGUGUAGCAUCACAGCAGAACCACUAGCCGAUCUAUCCACCUGAGUACAUCUGAUACCUACACCAGUUUGGUGACAUUUAUCAGGGCAUCUUCUGUAGUCCAUCACUUCACAUCACAUAGUCUGUUUCAUCAGACAGAAAUGGAGAGUGACACAAAUCAAGAACAGAAACAAGAGUAGAUAAUCCAAGAUUUUAUUGAUACCCAGAGGGAAAAUUUGGGGUUAAAAUGAAAAAGACGACCAAAUUCUCAACUGUGAUCCUUUAGUGUGUUUUCUGCUUUUGGUUUAGUCAGAUCCACAUUGUUGAUGAAGCGCUGAUGAAAGCUGAGAGCUGAAAUGCAGAGAGCAGUUUCAAUUUCUGAUAAUUAAUUUUUAAUAUUCAAAUGCGAGCGCUGAUGUCUUCUGACUGAUAUUCUUUGAGUCAGCACCAAGUGCUUGUGAGAGAUUUCUGAUCCUUUUCAGACUUUGCAUCAACAUGUGGUUUUAGUGGGGAGAACAUUAGUGAUAAGCUCUGGAGCCAGUUUUGAUGCGCAGGCUCUUCACAUUUAGGAAUGGCUGAAGAAAUUACUAUCAGUCCCUCGGACACAGUGGAGGAGAAAUAGGCAUCUCAAAUCCGCCAUAUUUGAGAAGGAAGAGAGGGAAAAUCUUGUGGUCACUUGUCCUGAUCAUGUCAUUAGUUUGUGUAUUUUAAGUGGGCUCUUCGCAGAAAUGCAGGGCAGAUUGUGUGCUUGGAGUCAGGGAUGGAGCAUGACCGAUCUGUAUUAUAUCUCAUCUUCUCUUUAAUGAAUCAUCUGUAUCUUCACUGCAGUUAUUACAAGCUCUGCUCAGGGAUCACAUUAUGGCCCGCAUGGAUCGUUCUAUAGUAAUGGAUUAUAUAUACAUACCUAGCUUUAGUUCAUGAACUAUGUCUCCAUAUGCUAAGAUGACAUGCAAGACAUCAUGGGGAAACAUUAAAUCAUUCGAGCUGGUGGUCUGUUGCUCCAUGUGAUUGUUGCUGUGGAUACGGGUUGAGUGGCCAGUCCUCCAUGUGGUUCAGCACACUACCAGACCAAUACGGGAAAAUGCCUCCUAUGCUUCCCCUUCAUGUGUGGACUGAAGAGCCUGAUCCCACAUGUACUGAUGGGCAUUUACUCUCAGAGUUAAAGCAUGUCACUUUGGUUUGAUUAAGCAGAUCUCACUUUUUAUUGUUUGGUGCAAACUGUUUUUUUUUUUUUUUUUGAGUCGCGAAUGCCCACUCUCUGUUCAGGCCUUACCCUGGCUUUAUUUUCUUGUUAUCUCUGAGAAGAAACAGUUUGUGGUUCGAGUUAAUACGGUGGCUUUAAUGGUCAGUUUAGUUAGAUCAUUGAAAUGGGAGGUUUUUAUGUUUUCAAUGGAGUCAGGCUACAUUUCUGAGAAUCAAGUUACUGAAAAGUGUGGAUAUGUGUUAAUAGCUAGUGAGCCUUUGCUUUCUAAAUAUUAUCAUGGAUACAAGCCCAGGAAUGAAAGAAGAAAUGCAAAUAUCACCUCUAAAUCAAAGAUAGCUCUUCAUGAAGAUAUUUCUGUGUGAAAGGGUUAUGAAACAGCCCAUUAUUAGUUCAAAAAUUGAGUUUCAUAACUGUGAUGCAUGUAUUUGUAUAACCCUUUCACUCUUGAUAUAAUCUUAUGAGUUCAUUUUAUUUCGUAAAGAGCUUUAAUGGACAGUAUUAUCCGUUAAAACCGCAGAGUGUUAUCUGGAUUGUGCCUGAUAGCUUAAUGAUGGGCCAACUGGAGAGUAAUAGGAGGUGUGACAGGCGACUUUGUGGAAGGCUGUCUCAUUUUUUUUUUUCCCUCUUUGUGUCAGACUCUCAAACACACUGCUCCUUCUCACACAAUCCCGGAAACACAACUUACAUUGUUGAGCUAAUGAUGUAAUGACAUCUUCAGCCUGGACACCAAAGGGAGAGAAAAGCAGAAUUUUCAGAGGGGCACAUCACAGAGAGGGUUUUAAAGAGGAGGACAUGUACUAAACCGACCUCGAUCAAACUCGCACCUAGCAAUCGAAAGAGGUAGUCACAAUACCGAUGCUGAUUAUGAUCAUGAUGAUGAGGGGGCUGAUAAAACUUAAAGUGAAGGACAGUGAAAGUGUGGGUACACCAGACAGAUUAUGUCCAAUAUAUUUAACAGGCAGUUUUAUCUGAGGGAAAAUGGGCUUAUUCAGGAGGUCAGGUCAGUUCAAGUCAGGAACAAGAUAUAAUCAAGAUGCUUGGGAUUAAUGUCCUGGUCAGAUGAUGCGCUACUCUUUGAAACUGAAAUCAUUUGAACCACUGAAUUGUUUCUCUAAAUCUGAUAUGCUUGAUUCUAUCACAUGGAUGUCUAUCUCCUCUUUGUAUCAGCUUCAGUGAAGAAAGUAGAUCUUGAGAAAAGCUCAACUCAACCUAUUUACACUUGGCUCUGCAAAGAUCAGACGCCUGCCUGUGUCACAAUAGAGGAUCACAGGUCUGAUUUUUAAUUAACCAUUUUAUUUGAAGUGUUUGUAAUUGGAUCAGACAAUGAAUUGGGAGACUUGCAAAUUAUCCCCCCUUAUACAAUUUGCAAUUUGCUUUCAACCCUGCUACUUUUGAGAGACUUAAGCUGUGUCUAUAACAGGCAAUUCAAUAUUUAUCCAAAUGAGCUGAAAAGCCAGGCAGCAGUUUUAAUGAGCCGUAGAAAGAAGCAAAGAAGCUGCUGGAGAAAAUUGCAUGACAAUGAUUAUUCAUUUCGCUGUCAAUCAGCAUAACUUUAAUGAAUGAAAGAAAGAAAGAAAGAGAGAAUACACUGCCCUGUCUUAGGAUUUUUCAGAUUUCUCUUAACCUCUUUAACCGUCACAAUAAAUGUCAAACGAAUUAGAUUGCAUUUAUUUGAAGGUCUUUCGAGUAUCAGUCUUUACAGUCAUCAACAAAUAAUUGUAUGUCUGUUCUUCCAUGUGCACAGUCACCAUUUGUAAGUGUCAAUCACUCAUGCUCAUGCUCAGCUGUCUCGCUCAAAUAACAGCUGAGCUGAAGCUGAGCUUUAAUACUUUCAGUGAUGAAACAGUGGCUUAUCAAGAGUAGCGAAUAGUGCAGUGCAUGGUUGGAAAUUUGUCUGGUUACCAAUUUUAUUCGGCAGCUGUUUAGCCAGAUUCAAUUUUUAAACAUUUUAAUUGUAUCCCCACUUAUCGUACAUGGCAGGAUACUCCACCAUUACAGAGGAGAAAAGGCAGCUCCUGUUGUGUUUGUAAGUGCAGGUUGUCGUAAGGAGCAGCUGCCUGAGGAGUUUCAGCACUUGAGGGGAAAGAAAUUGCAGUUUUUUUUAUUACAGCUAUACGGAUGCACAUCUGUUUGUUUUGUCCUUUUUAUAUAAAGUAAUUAUUGUUUUUCGUCUGUUUUUAAUCUAUUGAUCCAAAUACAUUUUGUAUUGCACAAAGGAAACACAAAUUUGAAGCAACAAUAUAUUUUUCCUGUGAUCGGUUUAAUCCAACAAUUUCUUUUCAACUUAUUGCAAAACCUUUUAUGAGAGGUAAAAAAAAAAAAAAAUGUAAUACCAGGAAAAAAAAAUUCAUUAAUCCAUCUGCAUCACCAGAAAGCUCUCACACAUGGUGACCACAGGCCUUUUCACCAGAUGAGGCUCAUCUGCUCUGAGAGUUUUCUUUCAAAUGGAACAUGAUUCAAAAUCUUCAAAGCUAUUAGUAACUCAGUGCAGGUAUUGUUCGGUAAAAUUGAUCCCUAAAAGGUUACUUAAAAUCCACAGCUGCAGUAUGAGAUAUUUGUGAGGGAUGGUUUGGAAAGCGAAAUAACAUGCAUAGUUUGUUUGCUUGUUUGGCUCAUGUUCAAUGGAAAAAUCAGUUACCCCUGUUUAAUGGUAUAUGACCAGAUUCUGCAAUAAAGUGAUAAACUACAAAGAUGUUAUAUAUUUAUUUUUAUUUAAAAAGUACUUACAGUAGACGCAGUAUCAAUGAUUAUUACCUCUGCCAAGGAGGUUAUGUUUUCGGUAGCGUUGGUUUGUUUGUUUGUGAGUUUGUUUGUCUGUUAGCAACUUUACAGAGAAAGUUACAGACGGAUUGACCUGAAAUUUUCACCAGAGGUGCGUCUCAGCCUCAGGAGGAUCCCAUUACAUUUUGGUGGUGAUCCGGACAAAAUUCUGGAUACUGUGACCCACAACACACAAAACUAAGGGUGUUGUUGGAAUUUUCAAUGCUAAAAGAUAACCAAUGGGCGGCACAGUGGUGUAGAUAAGUGGCACAUUGGUGUAGUGGUUAGCGCUGUCGCCUCACAACCAGAAGGUGCUGGGUUUGAAUCCCAGUCAGGGUGUUUCUUGUUUUAUGAACAGUGAACACACCAGUUUAAACACAAAUAAAUGUUAAUAAAAGACACGUAACAGUAAAAGUUUUGGUGUGAAUCACAAUAUAAGGGGGGACAUGAGCUGCUUGGUGGAGGUCUGCACUCUCUGAGUGCUUUUCUAGUUCUUUAUUGUGAACGUUCAAAGAAUACCCUGUGGUAUCUUUACAGCCUCCUACAUUAAUUCUCUUUACCCCCUUUAACUGAGCAGUAAUGGGUCCAGUUGAGGAGUGCAUAAUAAAAUUAGAACAUCAAAGCUGACCUCAUAUCCAGGUCUUACAAUCAAUUAUGAAUUUACAAUUUCAAAUGAUUGGUGUUUCUAAGUAAAGGGUGCUCAGAUGUUCAAUCGAGCAUUAAUUCUCCCGUGCAUAGUGGAACAAAGACAUUAUUGUCAUGUUGCAUUUGUGAGACAAAUGCAAGUCUGGUGGGUUGAGGAUUGUGUGCCAAAAUAGUUGAACAGUGAUAAUCACAGCAUGCCUUUUUAUGACUAAACUGAUCCUAGAUGCCUUUUUUUUUAUUCCAGCACGUAAACUAAAGAAGAUUGGACAACAGAAAAACCCUGAAGAGAAUCAACCCAAUCAGGAACAUCCAGAUUUAAUGCAGAAUGUAUCUCCGAAAACAGGCCUGAACUUCAACUCCCAAAUGGCCUUCCUCAACAUCCUGGAGUCCAUUGAGCCUGAGGUGGUGAAUGCUGGGCAUGACUACUGCCAACCAGACUCAGCUGCCACCCUCCUCACCAGCCUCAACGAGCUGGGAGAGAGACAACUGGUCAAAGUGGUCAAAUGGGCAAAAGUACUGCCAGGUAGGACACAUAGUUAUAGCACUGUCAAUCAUCUAUUUUUAAUUCACUCAGAGAACUAAGGUUUUAUUACAGCACAUACUACAAAAAUGUAGAAUCUGCACACAGGAGGUCACUAUUCACACUAAACUGAAGGAAUUGUUCUGAUUUCUGUUUGUCGUAUCUAUGUGCACUAAAAAAAAAAUCACAAUAGCAGGCUCUUGUGCAUGCAAAAGAAAAAGUUUGUGCCUAGUGUCAUAACCCGGUUUAUGAGCUGUGACAAAAAGGCAACGGUAGGAAACCACGGUGCCAAUAGGAAAUGAGAUUUAUUACAAAUUAAGAUUUUAGACGGAUAAACAACUAAGCAUGAGGUAUGUAGAAUCUGCAGGAUCAGUAGUGUGCAUGUGGGUGUGUGAACAUGGUGCAGUGAAGGGUGUUGAAGAGUGCACUAACAUAAGUUUAAACUAAAUCAAUGGUGCAAAGCUGGUCGGGUGCAGCGGGAGCCAGAGAGAGAGAGAGCAAGAUCUCUAGGAGCGUCUUUUAAACCAGGUGUGGAGCGCCGGGCCCAGGUGCUCCACGUCGGAGUUGAUAAUUCCAAUUAGCUCUGCAGGUACCUCGGAAGAGAUAAAACAAAAUCAGUGUGGUCACCAAUAUAACACCAAAGUGGGGGCCGUCGUAAUAGAAAGCAGAAGUGGGGGAUAAUCUGCCCUAAUGACUGUGCUCCCACCAGCAGUUAUCAGACAAUUUAUUAUCUUUAUAUACUGAUAUCUGCAUUUAAGUAGGGCAAACAAACUAUUCGAGAUUAAAACAUUUCAACCCAAGCGUUUUUAGAUUCCCUGACCCUCCUUCAGUGCUUCAGAAACAAUGGAUCAAAUCUCCUUUUAACUUAGAAGCAUUUCAAUAGUUGUUUUCUCCAACUCCUGGAGACAGACCUGACAAAGCUCCAUAUUUUUCUUUUCACAAAACCGUGCCCUGAUUCUGUUAUCUAGGUAAACUUGAGACCUCUUACAUAUACAGGAAUUUUUUUUCUACUUCUUAUCAGUUAUAGGCCUGUCGCGAUAAUCAAUAAAUCGCCUUAUCGCUCGAUAAAUAAAAACGAGGUCGGUCAUUUUGCCAGCCUCGAUAAUUUACGUGCGUUUGUUUUCCUCCUCUCUCGCUACCAAACACGCUGGAUGAGAGAAGAGGUCUCACUCUGCGCAUUUUUCUCGGCACCUGGGGGCGUUGGCUGUAUAGCGGAAUGAACGGAGUUAGUGAACCCUCCUGUCAGUCAUUCAGUGUCUUUGUUACGAGGGGGCGCGCGCGCAGGUACACGUAGGCGCGCACAGGCACACAGACAUAGCCCUUUGGAUACAGUGCUGCAAGUGAGCGUCGUGAGUGAAAAGCAAGCUAACAGAAUGAACACGACAGCUUUGGUGUCUAAACCGAACGCAACAGCCCAAGUGUGGGAAUAUUUCGGCUUUAAACCAGUUUUGUUUUCGUCAACCACAAAACUCCACGUGUUUGCGCGCGCGCGCGCCCGUGUGUCUGUGUGUUGGAGGAGCACAGCAGGCUGAUGAGAGCUGUCAGAGCGGACUGAAGCUGCUCCUAUAUGGUUAUCGUUUAACUGACUGAGUUUUGCAACUCUGUUCGUCAUUUUCGUCUCGUCCCAUCAACGUAAACGCACUUUCGUCUCGUAACAUUUUAGUCAUCUCCGACUUAUGUUUAGCUCGUCAACGUUACGUCUUCGUCGUGGGUGAAAUUAAAGUUUAUCACUUUUGACACGGUGUACUCGCAUUAUUAUGCCAUUUCAUACCAUUAUCUAUAAUUUAAAAAACGGUGUCAAUAAUAUCGUUUAUCGGCGAUAAUUUGUAGCACAAUUAUCGUCCAGCAAAAUUUGUUAUCGUGACAGGCCUAAUCAGUUAGUUAAGUCAGAAUUAAACUUCCAUGAAAUUUACUCUUUACAGUGAAGCUGAGACCCACCAGACGUAAUCUACACCCAGGUGCUCCUCUGGGAUGUUAUAUACAAGAAAUGAUAGUGUUUAUUAUGCAGAAGUAUCUGGAGGUGUAAGUUUUGCUUUGUUUUUGAUUUGAACACUUGGCAGCUUCUCAUAAUGCAGGGUGGACCUUGAAAAAUUCAGCCUGCAGGAAAGUCUUGGCUGAAAGUAAUUAAUUCUAAACCAGUGGCUUCACUAGAGUGUUGGCCAUACUUACCAGAGGCAUGUCCUUGUCAGACAGUGAGAUUUCAUUAAAAAAUAGUUUACUGGUUAGUGGAGAAAAAAAAAGACUUAUACUUGCUAUGAUGUUUUUAGUGCGAAAAUCAUUAAACUAAGUUAUCAACCUUAGACCGAUUCUCUUCAUUCUCCCUCUCUAAAAUCAUCUACAGACAAGAUGUAAGGUUUCACUCAUAUGUGGAUAAUACCCGGCCGUACUGUCUUUUGAUCCCAGUAAUUUCAACUUUUGUAUUUUAAAAUGAAACAACAUGCUGAAUGUCUCAGAAUUUCCUUCAGGUUAAUCUAGAUAAAAUUAAGAUAAUGACUGUUGGCUCAGGCUCAGCAGAACUGGUGACAAAUAUGGGCUCCCUGCCACAAAAUAUUCCAACCAAAUGCCGAAAAAAAAUGAAGAAAACCUUGUUCUUUUACAGCUGAGGAGACUCACCAAUGUUAGGUCAGUUUUAUUUUUAAGACGCCACUUUUAUUCCAAGUCUAUUACUGGCAGCAGCUUUUAUAUAUAAAUAUAUGUGUAUAUAUAUAUAUAUAGAUAUAUAUAUAUAUAUGUACGUAUGUAUGUACAGUACAGGCCAAAAGUUUGGACACACCUUCUCAUUCAGUGUCUUUUCUUUGUUUUUUUAUAUGACUGUUUACAUCGUAGAUUAUCACUGAAGGCAUCAAAACUAUGAAUGAACACGUGGAAUUUUUUACUGAUAAAAAAAAGUGUGAAAUAACUGAAAACAUGUUUUAUAUGCUAGUUUCUUUAAAAUAGCCACCCUUUGCUCUUGAUGACAUAAGUACUUAGUGACCGACUCUGUCAGUCACAAAGUAACCCUGACAAGGCACACCUGUGAAGUAGAAACCAUUUCAGGUGACUACCUCAUGAAGCUCAUUGAGAGAACAGCAAACAUUUGCAGCACUAUCAAAAAAGCAAAGGGUGGCUACUUUGAGGAAUCUAAAAUAUAAAACAUGUUUUCAGUUAUUUCACAUUUUCUUCUUAAGCACUUGAUUCCACAUGUUCAUUCAUAGUUUUGAUGCCCUCAGUGAGAAUCUACAAUUUAAAUAGUAAUGACAAUAAAGAAAAUGCCUUGAAUGAGAAGGUGUGUCCAAACUUUUGGCCUGUACUGUAUAUAUAUACCAGUAAACUAUUUUUUGUGUGUCCACCUUUUGCAUCUGUUUUUUUGUAACUCUUAGGGCUCUAUUUUCGUGUCCGCCCGCGAUGCGGCGGACCCCGUGCAGUGGUUAAUCGUCUGGCGGAGCCUGGCGUACAGCCAGUUUGUUUUUUUCGUGGACUGAGGCGCACCGAAGUCCACCAAGCUGGGUGUGGUGGCGACAGAAUCAGCUGGCGCAGUGACAUUUUUGUGCUCGCCGCCUGCGUGUAAAGUGCGCUGAAAGCUUGCUGAUUCAAACCUGGUCAGCUUUCAGCGGAGGCAGAGCGCAGCUGGUCUAGAGGUAUUUUGCUAGACCAGCGGCGUAUCGGCAUACGUCACUGAUGCCUCACCGCCAGGUUUCCACAGUGUCAGGCACAUUUCAGUGCAAUAAAUAAUCAUCAACAACUAAUAAUCUGAGUCAGCACAUACAUUUAGAUCUACAUAGAUAUAUUCUGAUCUGAUCUGAUGAGCGCAUUUGGCACGCGUUUGGACACUCAACCUGACCGAGUCAACACAGCUGAAACCGCGUUAAAUUAAAUUAAAUAUCUAGUAAAUAGACACAAGAUGAAGUUAAUCAAAAUUGUAAUACGCCUCGCCGGUGGCAGAUUUAAAGGCGAGGAGAGGAGCUUAUUUUAUUGGUCAAUUCAGGUCUCAGCUACCCACUCUACGCCCUCUCUCCUCCCUCCCUAUGAUUUACGCCGCUGGGAGGAGCUGAGUUAGGGAGGGGGAAUACUUAUGCCGGGCUGCGCCACGUCGCCGGCGAUGCACAAAAAUAGAGGCCUCACUGUCAAAUCACCACUUUUUUUGUCUAAAAUAUUAAGUCAUAUAUUCUUCACAUUUCUCUUUUAGUUUUUUAUCUUUCCCUUUUUUUAUUUAUAGAGCACUUUAUAACCCUUUUCUGAAAAGUGCUGUAUAAAGAAAGAUUAUUAUUGUUAUGUAACCUGUUCCAAUCUUUAGUUAGGUUUAGCGAAGUUGCUCGGUUGUUGUGUUCUCCACCAGCUGCUGAAGAAUAUACCUUACUUUUUGGUAUUUAGGUGUUCAUCAAUUAGAAGUUUACCAUACCUUUUUGUAUCAAGCUGUUCACUGACAUCAAGAGUAGCAGUAAAGCUGAGAUGCAUAAAACUAAAACAAAGAGUGUAAAGAUACCAACUUGCUGCACAGAGUUAAUAAAAACUGGAGGUGUCGCGGAGAGUUUUUAGUUGGGCUCUUGGUUAAAUGACAGCCUUUUUAUACAUGUUGCUUGAUUAUUUAUUUAAUCAAGUCAGAUGGUGUUAGACAUCAUAUGGUUGCUGUGGCAGUUUUUCUUUAGGUGCUCUGAUAGCUGUUGACCAACACACAAGCCUGCAAAGCUACGUGGGUUGGUACUCAUAUAACAGGGUUUGCAGCAAGGGAAAAUACUUGAAUGCAGACAACCAGACAGGGAGCAACAGUUCUGUCAAGUCUUUAUUAAAUCAUUUACAAUACACAUCACAUUUACAGGCUAAAAAAAUAAAUCCUAAAGAAGUAGCUGAUAAUCCAUAUGUAACCUUGAAUAGAGCUGGUAGAAGGAACAGAUAGGAGUAUAAGAGACAGCAAAAGGUCAGCAGGGCAAGAAAUCUCAGACAUUAUGUCUGAAUACUGAAGGGACAUGGAGAAGAACUACUUAGAUGAGUGAAGUGGGGAGCAGAAGGCCUCAGGCACAAGAGGUCCUCCUUUUCUUCUUUGCUGGUGAGGGAAAAGUCAGGCUGAUAGUUCAGGAUGAUGGAGUCCAGUAGGAAGCUGCAGCACUACAAGGCAAAGUUAAAAGUUAAUGAUACAGGUGGUGGUGCACUGGAUCACAGUUGGUCCCCACUCUGUCCAGUUACCCUUCACAGUCCGAACCCUGUGGGAUCUGCUGAUUGACUGAAAAUGACAUACAAUAAGUUGUGUCCAACUCUUACUGUGUGUUGAAGCACUCACCUCUGCCUGAAACUAAUAGAAACAUGGAAAAAAGACACUAUGUUAGCCCAAUGUCAGCCCACUCUCUGCAAGCUCUGAAUCCGAGUUAGGGGGAGCCUGAGGUGUAAUCCCUUUAGCAAAACUGAUCAGCAGCAUUGAAAGAGAUGAUGAUCAUUAGGAGCUCCCUCAAAAAAACACUUGGCAACACCAGGGGCAGCAGCAUGACGCAUGCACUGGCUGCAAAAAAUAGUCCUCCAAAUGUUUAUUAAUGAAGCUUGACUGAUAUCAAUAUUCUUUGGACACUGUUGGUUCUUUCUUCCUGUGAGCCUCAAGCCAGAGACAUGGCAUCUUCCCACUCAUGCAAGCACUGCAGUUGUAGAGACACAUCUUGUCUUGAAAUUUUGGCAUGGCAAAGUAGAAAAUUCUUGCUUUUUUGGUAGGUCUGUAAAACCCUACAUCUCUAAACUGAACAGAACCGAACUGUGACAUUUAUGAUCUGUUAUUCCCCUAGACAUGCAACCAGGUAGCAGGUAGGAUGUCUGGAUUUGCUCGGGGACAAUGGGAUGAGCAACUUGGAGGGUAGCCUACUAGGCAGGCGCGGACAUGAGAAUGGUUUGAAGAAAGCCCAGAAGACUGGAGAUAGAUACAAGGCAGACAGCUUUUUGUAGCUUGGGACAGAGUGUUAGAAUCCAGGAGACAGUCUGACUAAGGUAUAGGCUGGAUGAAGGCCAAGAGGAUUGUCAACUGGACAGUGGGCCAGAGAGUAGCAAACUCAAACUCAAUUCAAGCAUAGGAGUCUAAGAUGACAGGCAGGCAGCAGGCAUGUCUGUUAAUCCAGAGAAGACCCAGCAGAAGCACUGAAGGUCUGGUAGCAGAAAUUGGUAGCUUUAGAAGUUGUUGGAAUGACAGACUCUCAACCAAAAGGAUCUCCAGCAGUGCUUGUUUCAUUUAAAGAAUGACGAUUCUUGGCCAAACUUCCGAUAAAUCCUGCUUCUAGAUGGCAAAGAGGGCAACCAGGGCUUCAGUUCUUCAUUUAGGAACUUCCCAAAUUACCUCAAACCUAUGCCAAGAAAACAGAAGGCAGGGCCUUCAAUUAUAGGCUGAGCCCUUGACCAACAACCAAAGAAGGUUGUACAGUCAUACUGAUGCGUGUUAGUCAGGAGAAUGUACUUUUAAUGCCCACAAGACAGAGGAAAAAAAAGUAUUAUAAUAAACCUGUAAAAUAGAUAUAAAAAAAUAAAAGGAAAUUAAAAUGUUCCAAACCAUCAAUGGAAUUAAGACAUAAAUUUAGGAAAACAUCCAUAAAAUAUUCUAACUAAUAUGUCAAAGACUAUGUUGAAUGAUGUUCAUUAUGUCCUCAGUUUCUUAGAAAUCGUUUUCUUUUUUUCCUUUAUCUCAGACAUGGAAUCUUUUUUCACGUACCAUGACAUGUUUCAGCGGAAACUUCCGCCUUUCUCAGAAGUGUCACUUGGUGGUAGGUGUGACACGUCAUAUCAGUUGUAAGACCAGCUGAUAUAGCUCAUGUCUGAGUUAAAGGAAAAAAAUAAAACGAUGUCAAAGACUAUGGAAGAUGGUGUGCAUACUUUCAGUUAUGUGGUAAAAAGAAAAAAGGAAAAGUUUUACUAUAACUAGAGGCAUAAAUGAGUUACUCAUGGGUGUGAGUGACCAAAAGCUUAACUUGAGCUGUUUUCAGCUCAUGGAAGGCUUUUGGAGAUAAUCCCUGUGAAAAAUGAAAAAAAAAUUGUGAUUUUUGGUUAUAGUCAACUCAUUAAGAAUGUGAAAUAUUAGGUGUCAAUUGACAUUAACUUAAUAUUUACAUUUUUUCUUUAUUUAACUGUAAUUAAGACAGAACAAGUCUCAGUGAAAGAGUUAUCAUAACAAAUGCCAGCCUUGGCUACACCAAGACCACUAAAAGCUUGGUGGGCGGAUGUACUUUGACUCCCAUCCUGGGCAGCCCACAGACCUGGUAGGAGGGAGCCUGUUCAUUAGAUUUCAACUAUUUUUUCUUUGUUGGCAACCUUUUUAUUGUCAUGUUUCAGUCUAUUCAAAUUCAAAAUUGUUUGUUCAAAUAAAUUAAAUGGAAAUGAAAAAACGCAGGCUUAUAUUAUCAGCUGUUAGUUUUAGUAUUUUUAAAAAGUAGUGGUUCCAAAAUAGUACCUUGGAGAACCCCACAAACAAAUGAGUAUUUUCUAAAGAAUGAAUAGCUUUAAACUCAAACACCUUGGACCAAAAAUAAAAAAUAAAACUGUAAGCAGACUGUUUAAUAAUAAGUCUCAGAAAGGCCAAUUGGUUUUUAUGAUAAAAGUCUGACACUUGAAAGACUUUUGAUGUACUGCUUCAGAGAAAUGCUCUGGUAAUGUUAAAAUGCACAGGAUUUAACGCUUCUAUCAGUCGUACAUAUUUUUUUUUACCUUGUGUCACGUUUUACAAAUAAAAUUUUUUCUUUAGGUUUUAGAAAUCUCCAUGUGGACGACCAAAUGACUGUCAUUCAGCAGUCAUGGAUGGGGGUGAUGGUGUUUGCCCUGGGAUGGAGGUCCUAUAAGAAUGUCAAUGGCAGGAUGCUUUACUUCGCUCCAGAUCUUGUGUUCAAUGAGUACGUAUAGACUUAUCAGAUUCUAUUGUACUGACUAAAACAAUUCAUUUCUGGACUUACUAACAUGCAUAACGCUUUAUUCUAACAUAGAAUGAGUUGGUGCUGUGGUGCUCAACGCAAACACCAGUUUUCAUACAUCCUUGUGCCUUUCCUCUUAAGUUUUCUUUACUUUGCUGCUCAUGCAAACCCAGAGACUUCUCCAGAAUUGAAAAAGGAGAAUAUUAAGUAUAAAAGCCUGCGAGCUGUGUAGGGGCCUGUUCAUCCAAUUUUCUCCUUAGAUGUGUCUUUGUUAAGGAAAUUAAGGUGAGGGACGGUAGUUUCGAGCAUUUAAACUCUCAGAGGAAUGGUGAAUGAAUCUGAUUGAAGUCUGAAUAUCACUCAGGAGAGACAACAAAGGUGGUGAGGCAUUUUUGAGUGUGAGCAAGGGAUAUUAACUGUAUUAAGGUGUAUCAGAAUAUUACUUCAGGGAAAGAUGAUUCAAACUGAACUAUUAACAAGUGCAUUUAUUUUCCAUAUUUUUAGAAAAAUUAUGCAUAAAAGUAACGACAGAUUAGCUGAGCUACAUGCAUCUCUCAAUUGUACUUAGUGUACAGUAGUUUGGCUGUAAACGAUGGAUUGUACCUGUCAAGUUUUGGUUUGGAAAAUAAGACAAAUUUUUCGAACCCCCCAUCACAACUUCCUACUACUAGCUGGUGGGUACUUAGCACACGCUAGUGACAGACUUCAGUUUGGAGAGGCAGAAUAUAGAAUAUAUAUAUUUUUAUAAACAUAUAAUACAGGAGAUUUACAGGAGAAUACUAAUACAGGAAGAUGGCGGGAAAGAGGUGUAAAAUACGGUAGUUUCCUUGCCAAAUGGGAUACAGCUAUGCAAUGGAUGUAGCGACUCAGAUUUUUUUUAAUUUGCUAUGUGGACCAUUGUUUUAUACUUGGGCCAUCAAUGUGUUAGACUUUAGGAGACAGAAACCACAAGUAGUGCAACUGGCGAGAGGUAAGCAAACAGCACAAGUUAUUUGUUUUCAAGGGAGAUCUGUGAUUUGUCCUUCACGGAGUCUUUUGAAAUACAUCAAAAACAUCGCACAAGGCCUCUUUCAGGAUGCAAAGUUCAUCCUGGCAAUCACAAGGUUACCAAGCCCUAAAGCAGAUCCUUCUUAUUAUCUCUUUCACUUUGAUUGAUGAAAGAUUUGAGGUAAAAAGGCAUUGAGCUGAAUUAAAACAGGAUCAAAUCCAGCAAUUGAGACUUGAAAGGAAUUUUUUUUUUUAAAUUGAUUAUCAUCCCAGCAAUGAAGUCUUUUUAUCAUCAACUUCUGUAAUCUCAAACUCAAACUUUUUAGCCUUUUGAAGAGUAGCCUGCAGGUCAUUAGAAAGAGUUCAGGCUCAAAGCACAUAACUAUUGGCUUCACUUUCAAGACUUCAUUUCUAUGUCUAAUUUUUAUACAGCCUGUUGUGCACAGCAUUUUUCCAACAUAAAGUGUAAACUUUAGCUUUAGCCAUCAAAACCAAAGUUGAGCAAAUAUCUAUCAAAGAAACUAGACAUCGUGCAAAAAGGGGAUAGCCUAUUUAUGUUGUUUUUGUUGUACCAGCUACAUGGGAUGCCGGCCAGUCUUGUCACUUUUCAUAGAGAGCAGCAGGGGAACCACAAGAGAAAUGGGGCCAUCAACCACUUACAGACACUACCACAUCAUUUAUCUGGUUUUAACUUCAGCCAAGUGCUAGGCUUGAUGUAAGUGUGCAUCAGUAUUUGAUUUUACAGUCAGAAACACAUGUGACUGACACAACACAUACCUGUCCAUACUCUUCUGCCUGCAGCACACUUGACAGCUAAUCAUGUCUGUGAUGCGUGUUUCCUUGUAAAUACAGAGUUGCCUUUGUUACAACUCAGUUUGACACAGUAGUUAGAGUUUGGGUUGUGUCUUAAAAGCGUGUUAUUUCAGCUCAGUCUUCUCCUUCAGUGGCUACCACAGUGUAAUCAGAUUAGGUGAACAUGUCAUGGGGACUAAAAACAAUCUGUUAUGCAGUAAAAGCAAUAGGAGCAGAACACUUACUUUAAGGACAUUUGAUUUUAUAAUUUUCUCAUUUAACUUUUGAAUAUUAAAGAAAGUUGGAAAAGAACAACAACAACAAAAACAGCAGCAUUUAACUAGGCAAGGAAGAUGUUGGUUAGUGUGGUAAAGUCUGAUCACUAAAGGCCCUGAAACACUGUUGUUGCACUUUGUUUGCGGAAACCAAUAAUAAGGGAUCUCUCUUGCUCUCCUGUCAGUGUUGAAGUGUCUCCAUUUUAUUAUUUGGUCCAAUAAGUCAAAUCUUUCUCUGUAAACACCAGUUCAUAAGUGUCCUCAUGGGUCAUGUCCACAGCGAACGGCAGCAGAUUUGAUCAGCUGUAUGUGCUGAUCACUGCACAGUGUGUGCUCCGAAUAAUUAAAUGCUAAAUUAGUUUGGCUGUCGGAUAGCAAAGUAAAGCAAACACCUUUGAUGAGAUAAGUGCUUUGGUAGGAUUUUGUUAAAAUUGGCUUAAUUUUAUUAUAGACUUGAGCGCUUGUCGCAGUUGAUAGCCUAGCUACCGUUCCAGUUCCCUUGUCAGUUUCUCUACAUAGGGGCAGUAUCCACAUUUCUGACCCACUUACUAUUGACAGGUACCUUAAACAACCCCACAUCAAACACACAAACUCCCCUCAAAAGUCAUUCAAUUGUGAUUCUUUCAUUUUUGCAGAAAUACAUCUGAAAUAUAUUAAAAGGCAGGAAAAUAUGAUAUUGAGAUUUUUUUUAAUUUAGAUACACAAAGAUAAAGACAAAGAGAAACUUGAUUUUUCCUCCACAAAUAUAAACCGUAUCAAAAUAAGGCUGCCUGUGUUCGAGAGAAACUUCAAAAACAUGCCAUUAAUUGGUUAAUGUUUUUAUACCCUAGGACUGAUAUAUUGCACACGCUCUUCUGGUUUUGCUGGUAGAAUUUCCAAAUAAAAUUGAUGCUAAUGAAUUCAACUAAAAAUUUAGAGCCUUGGAGACAGUUUGUUGAUAAACUGGAAUAGGGGGGGUUGAAAUAAUUGUGCAGAAAAACCCGAUUGAAGCCGCGUGGUCGCUGGCAGACAGUCCUGGUCAUACUGGGCGGCUUCCAGAUUUGAUUGUGUAACUGUGUUAGUGUAUUGUGUGGCAGGGUUUAACUCAAAAAGAGCAUUUGCACUCAGUGAACCUGCAUUAAAUGAAGCUUUGAAAAAAUAGCAGUUCAAAGUCUCUAGGCAGCUCAGUGUCUGGAAAUAUGUGAGUUAACUUCAACAGAUUACAGUGUUACAUGAACUUUAAAAUAAAAAUGAACAUCAUUAUUUAUGAAUUGAAUUGUACAGCAGAUUUUAAAAGUAACACACUGUAAAAACUAAAUCUAUCUAUAUAUUAAAAAUCAUGCUGUCUGACAGCUCUUUGGCCACUCUUCAGUCCCCUUAUCCCAAACUUCCAAACCUCAAAAUAAAGACAGUUUUUCCCCCCUGAUAUAAAUGUUUAGCGGUGCAUAAGGAAAGUUUAUCCUCUCUUAUAAAGUUUCAAGGCAGUUUUUAUCCAAAGUAUAUCCAAACAAAGUAUGAUUUCAUUGUUUUUGAAAAAAUCCCUUUUGAAAUAAAAGCAAAGGCUAUUUUCAGUGGUUUAAGUCUACAGAUGUAAGGCAGACACUCAAAUGAUUAUAAAAGGAGCCAAAUUCUAAAUUUCCAUGAAUCAACCGUACAUCUUUAGCACAGUGAAGGAUCACAUCCCUUAGACUACUACUGUUAGUUUGUAAAUCACAUUCACUUAAAAAAGAUAAAGUUUGACAUUGUUCCCAUUAAAAUAAACCCAGAGAUCUCUCUUUAUAGCCACAGCAGUUAUUUACAACGUUUUUAAUCAUCCAUUAAUACUGCCAACUAGAAUACAGUAGGUUUUAUUGUCAAGAGGGGGAAAUACGCCUGUAAACAGUUGCACAUAGAAGUUAAAGUAUCUCUGUGUGUAAAUUUAGUGAAGUGUCCCUUAAAAAGGGGGAUUUUAUUCAUUUAAAUGUCGGUUACCAUUUACGAUAACUGCUAGACUUUGCUGCAGGACAUCAUGGCUUUGCCUGUUGAGUAGUAAAAAGCAAUAUUUGGAGUAAAAACACAUGAAAAAGCUCUGAUCAAAACUGUAUGUUUGCUUUGUCAUAAUGAACUUCAGCCUGCUCUCUGAAGCAGGUCACGGUUGUUGAUUGUGUUGGCGGAUUGUUGCACUGGACCAAAUAUGAACAGAUUGUGUUGAUUAUUAUGUAAAAGCAAAAAAAAGUGAACUGACUGACACAGAGCAGAAAACUCCUGCUCCACAGCUGUGAACUCAAACAUCCCUUACUUAUGGCCACUCCCAAUUUAGUGAUGUCACAGAAGGAUGAGCUGUCCUGAACAGCUGCCAGAAAUGCCUGCUUGCAAGAACUGAGUUCAAACCAGGUGGAAAACAUUGAGAACACAAACAACACAAACGUUUCGAGUUAUAUGAGCAAAAGGAAGUUUAUUGAUUUCCCCAAACUUUCCAGAACCCUCAUCCUGCAGAGUAAAGAUGGGAAAUGUAAUAUCCUGAUAGAUGUACUUUAUUUUAUUGUCCUCUGAGUGCCUGGUGGGUUAGAGGUUAAGGACUCAAUCAUGUCUAUAAGGCCUAAUCAGCCAGAAAAGUGGAUCAUUUCAUCAUUUUGAAAGAGAAUUGUGAACAAGAUGUUAAUGGACUUAAGUGCUCUUUGUCACCUCCUGCAAGGAGAAAACUGCCCUUAAAGAGGAACAAAAACCUGGCAGUCUCCUACAAAAAGAGUCCAAAGUUUAAAUGAUUUAAAUGUUGCAAAAUCUAUCAUUGCUGUUUAACCCUCCUCCUGUGUUAGGGUCUGCACCAAACCAUUUUUGUUUUUAAAUGCUUCAAAGAACCACUUAAAUUAGCUUUUUCGCAUCAAGACUUUUUGACUUUGUCAGGAACCUCUAUUCCAACAAAAUAAAAACAAAAAAAUUAAAUGGACUAAAUUAUAAAAUGCUCUUAUUAAAAUUAUGGCACUUGUCAUGUUAGAGCCGCUGUUGACUUGGCUAGAUCGAUAUCUAAUAAUUAUAGCAAAAACUAAAAUCAUAUGCGCACUGUCAGGCACCACACUGACAGUCAGAUCCUUUUCCAAUCAUGUGAGAUUUAGGAAAUUCUCAUAUUGCCAUGUUUUUCCCUGCACAAUAAAACAACAUCGGGCAUGUCCAGACAUGUGAAAUCAAUUCAGCAUAGAUAUCUGUGUGAGGGGUAUACUGACAAAGAAAGGCCCAGAGGCCCACUACAAAAGUAAAAGUGUAGUAAACACAUAGUAAAAGCUAACACAGGAGGAAGGAUAUAAUUGUAUAUUGCUCACCUAAAACACUCUGCCUGAAUCAUAUCUUCUCAGUAAUUUGUUUCUGUCUCAAAGUAGGAGAUUGACUGGCGUUUAAGACUGACUGGUUUGUAGCAGUAUCUCAACAUAAAUGAAAAAGUCAACUCUCUUGUCAAGGGCUAGAGAAUAAGAGUCAUUGCAAGGUAGCUUAGCUCGGGUAAAGACACUACCCACAAUGUAGCUCUGUCAAACAGUGAUGUUGAAAGUUCAACUUGGUGUUGCUAGGAUAAAAAAAAAAUUAUGUGAAGUGUUAAUGACAUAACUAGACUGAAAAUAUUGUAGUGUGAGAGCUGGAUCUAUGCAGCAGCCAUACCACUGCUGCCUCUGCCAGCUGCAAUUUGCUGCUACAAUUUUAGAGACCUUAAGCAUCACCUCAUGGUGAAACUAGACAAACUGCUAUGAAUGAGGGCAUGCUUUGCAUCAUUAAAUCAAUGAUAGGAUUUUUUUGCUUUUCCUCACACAAAUGACUGAUUUUUGGAGGUGUACAAGGCCAGAUAUUUAGCUUUAAGCUAGGCUAUCUAAACCAGUGGUUCUCAAGUCCAGUCCUCGAGCCCCCCCUGUCCUGCAUGUUUUGGAUGUUUCCACCUCCAACACACCUGAUUCAAAUGAUCAGCUCGUUAUCAAGCUCUGUAAUGGCUUAAUAACGAGCUAAUCAUUUGAAUCAGGUGUGUUGGAGCAGGGAAACAUCCAAAACAUGCAGGACAGGGGGGGGCUCGAGGAUUGGAUUGAGAACCACUGAUCUAAACUAACUCUCUUUAAGCUAACUCAACUUUACUCUGCUAGAACGGUGAUAAAUUGCUCUAUAAAGGACAGAAAUGGACAGCAAUAGAUACUAAACCAACAUUGAGAACAGUAAUAUGAUGGCAGUUGUGUUAGUCUUCUCCCACCAGAUCUUGACAGUUCAUUGGCAAAAGACAUUCCCGACAUCUCAAACUGAACUCUCAACCUAAGCCUUGUAUCUCAUGAAUGAGGAGAGUUGGCAAUUUAAAUAGACUUGGAAUAAAUUUUAUACUCUGAUACUUCAUGAGUAGAACCUGGUGUUUUUGUACUGACUUAAUAUUAUUUGGAGCCAGAAGCAUAAGUAGACAUCCUCUAAGGCAAAGAUGAGGGUUUAAAGUUUUAUAUUGUCAGUUGUAGGGCAUACUAAGUUGCUCGAGCACCAACAGUGUUUUUGCCUGCGUAAUCUUGAACAGAAACUUGAACUACAAAGAAUUAUCAGCCCAAUCACCAUCAAAUUUAUCAUAUAUUAUAUGUCCAUAAUGUCUUUUUCUUAUAUGUUGUACUAUAUGACUGAUUAAAAACAGUUAAGUGUAUUAUGUAUAACUUCAGGUUGUCAGUUCUGCUGUCAUUACCAAACAGAAGAGGAACUUCAGCUCUGCCUCUAUUUUCUCGUUUUUCAAUCUGAAAUUAUUUUUUCAUCAGGCUAAAAUUGAUAACAUUUCAAAUUGAAACUAAUUUUUCCAAUUUUUGUAUCUUCUUUAUCUUCACACCAUGAAUAUGUUAAAAAUGGUCCUUUUCUUGAAAGACAAAAAAGGUUGAAUCUUUGUCAUUUUGCACAGAAUGAAACUCUGAUAACGUUACCUGCUCUCUCAUUCCCUGCGUUUAUUGAAAUACUUAUGGAUUGUUCAGGCAUGAUGAAUAUGAAAUUUCCAAUCACCUCUUUUAAUAUUCACAAAUUGGUUGUUAUUUUUUGAACAUUGAAGUCAAUCGCAGGUAAGAAAUUUGGCUGAAAUAGAGUCCUGUGUUUUACUAACACCUUACUCCGGAUGUCAGAUCACACUGCAGAAAUCUGUGAUGAUAUAAAGAUGGUUCACCAUCCCCAUCACCCCUUAAUAAAUACAGAGCUAACCUCUGACAUCUAGUAGGUAUCUAUGGAGUCAAAGGUGUUCAGUCAUUUUUCUUCUACCUCUUAUGAUCUGAACUCUCCAUUUCUUCAUAUUACUCUACAUUUCUGAUCCUGACCUUCUCACACCUGCAGACAUCGAAUGCACAUUUCCACCAUGUACGAGCACUGCAUACGGAUGAGACAUAUCUCACAAGAGUUCCUGAUGCUGCAGAUCACUCAAGAGGAGUUUCUCUGCAUGAAGGCCUUGCUCCUCUUCAGCAUCAGUAUGUACUCUGCGUACUCAGCAUCAGAACUAAACUUUACUUUUGAGUUCUGGAGUCAAAAACUGAACUAGAGUCACCCCUGUUUUCUGUAUUUUCUUUUCUUUUCCAGUUCCAGUUGAGGGUCUGAAAAGUCAAAAGUACUUUGAUGAACUGCGCCUUACCUACAUCAACGAACUCGAUCGCCUCAUCAAUAACCGAAUGAAAACCAAUUCUUCUCAGAGGUUCUACCAUCUCACCCGACUCCUGGACUCUCUACAGAUGGUAACUCACACUCCUGAUUACUUGCGGAGUGCUUGCAGUGAAAAAGCAAUAAUGUCACUACCUGAACUGUAAAAGAUUUUAAAGCUAAAAACAUCUGGACAUGUGCGUGCCUUAGACCAAAUUCAACAAACCGAGUAAGAGGUCAGGAGUUGCGGCUGUAGCUCUUCUAAUUUGCUUAAAACAUUUCUUGGCAGGGCGGGCGAUUCAAUCUCAGGGGAGGCUGUCUUUCUUUAUAGCCCUCAGAGAGAAAAUGCUGCAUUCAACCAGAAUCUGAUACCUUAAAAUCUAGACUUAUAUAACAACCGUUUUUUCAGAGCAAAAGAAAAGGUUAAAUUGAUAAGUUCACUGCAUGAUGUAAGGCACCCAGUCCUUAAAUGUUUAAGCUGUGCUGUCUGUUUCAGGAGACGGUGUGAUUUUCCUCAGUUAUGGUCACAGCACUGCUCUCAGUACAUUUUAUUCAUGUCUCCUUUUUGUGUCUCUGUUUCAGACAGUGAAGAAGCUCCAUCAGUUUACAUUUGACCUGUUUGUCCAGGCUCAGUCGCUCCCCACCAAGGUCAGCUUUCCAGAGAUGAUUGGGGAGAUAAUCUCAGUCCAUGUACCAAAGAUCCUGGCAGGUUUGGCCAAACCAAUCUUGUUUCACAAGUAGAAGGAUGUUUUUUUAAUGAAAAAGUGACUCAUCUUAGCUGCCUCCAUAACUUUUAACAAAGGUUCUGUUUUCCUCCGUCUCCAGUUUAAUGGCUCUUAGCCCUGUCCUGUAAUCUUUUCUUUUUUCCUUAGAGCCAUAAUUGAGAUAGUUUGUUCAUAACUGUUAAAGCUUUUAUCUGAAACAGUGUCAUCUGUCGACAGCUCUGCUAUUUCAGAGUGCAGAGUGUGUGUUUGUAGGCUGGGUCAGACAUGCUACUUUACAUAAAGUCUGUAAAUCAUGACAACAGCGAGCUAGCUGUGGUGCUGUUCAAACAUUUAGAGUCUCACAAAAAAACUACAAAACAAAACUCGGCACAGACGUAAUUUUGGAAAGGAAACAAAGUCUUAUUUUCCAUUAUGCAUCUGUUUCUUUUUUAUGUUUUAUGCCAAAUCCACCUUUUUGUAACCCUCGCUUGUACAUAUGCAUUGGAGGCAUUUAGGUGAAUAAGUGCCUUAAAAUGAGAAUUGUGGAUCUUGAGUGUGCUUUACAAAGUUUCUUAUUUAACAUUUUACAUAAUUUUUAUCAAACAAAUGUGCAAAAAUCUGAUGUGAUACUGCAGUGGGUCUAUUCUGCAACAAGUGCUACGACAAUCAGCAUUGAUAUCAUAGUGUGGUUUUCCACUUUAAAAGAAGAAGCUAUAUUUUUGGUCAGUGAACUUCGAUUUUUCUGUGGCAAAAAUAAAACCUGCUGUGUUAAUCUAAAGUGAUGGUAGUUUUGGAGCUGUAUUACAAACUGAGAAGUGAAAUACAGAGUUUAGGGGGCUUGUCAUCGAUACAGAAAUCAAACUAUAACACUCAUUUACAAGACAAAUUGAAAGUAACUAGCAUGAAAUUAUCUUUUAGUUUAUGGACAUUCAAUUUAGAGCUCUUGAUUUUUGGAUUUUGGCUGUCAUUAAUAAGCAAAACCAGUUGUUAGCUGUCAAUUUAUAUCAUAAUCCAGACAGUAAGUAUCACAAUCUGACCAGAAAGACUUUUAAGUAUCCACUGAGCCCAUAAACUCAUUUUAAAAAAUAUUCACUGAGGAAAUAAUUGAACAAGAGCAGGAGUAAGACCUUCUUUCAGUCUGAUCUCCCGUCAAACCAGUGAAGUCGUCCUCUGCUGGUCAUCAGAAAGACUGCAGGUUUAAGACGCUUGCUUGUUACCUUUUUUUUUUUCUUCAGGCCCAGAGGUCUACAGAGUCCGCAGUUAUACUGAAUUAGUACUUUUACAUAAGCUUGUGUGCUGAUCUACAACAAGGAUCACAGAAAAUGUCACUGUUGCUUUCUUCCCAUUGCUUUUCAAUUUAGAGUUGAUUCCUCUGGGCCACAUCCUGUCAUGGUUGUAAGAAAAGUGUUGUGUCCAGUAGCAGCCACACAACCAUAACCUCACCUUGUACGUGCUUAAACAGAUAUGACAGCUCUAAUACAGUUGUAUAUCCAAGUCUCAGAAUACGUUAAUCUGGGAUAAAACAACCUGAUUUUUCCGUCAAGCCUAAACGCUCUCUACAGUCUUGUUUUAAGAGCAAACGUUGGCUUUUAAGUACUUUUAAGCAUUCACUCAUGUACAGUACACUGCUGUUGUUCAACUGAGCCAAUGCAGAACAAAGCAGACAUCUCCAGAACACACUGCAUGCCUACUGAAGCUCUGCACGUCACACCUCUUCUCAUCACACUGACAGUAAAUGUGUAAAACAGUUUUCAAGAUGUCACAACUUUUAAAGCAUUAAUUUAUAAAUGUGACGAGGAUACCCGGAUGAGGAAAGAUAUGAAAGAUGUGGGCUGAAUGUUUAGAAGUUUUAAAAAUUUGCCUGAUUUCAAAAUAAUUGACAAUAGCAAAUAAAGGUAAAAAAAAAAAGAACCCUAUUGCAACUUCACUUAGCUCUUUGAAAAUGUAUUCUGUAAAUCUGUCUUUUAUCCAGUCUUGAUAGAUGUUGAAUGAAAAUUUUUAAAAUAUACUGUAAAGACGCCAAGUUAAUAUCAUAGAUCUUUUUCAACCUUUUCCAUUGGAGAACACCAACAUGUCCGUUCUGUUACUUUAUAUUAAAAAUCAUUCUUCAGAGGGCAAAAGCAAUGUGAAGUGUUCAUCAUCGGUGCCAAACACACACAUUCAGCUGUAUCCUAUCCUGCCUGCUACAUACCUUUCCUAAGAAAACAGAGGUGCAUGGUGUUCUGCCCAGUAUGUAAAAAAGUCUCAGCGUAGUGUUUUCAGAGGUGUCAGUUUAAGGUAAAUCAUAUGACAAUCAAAAUGAAUCUGAAGCAAAAGUAAUAUUGGUUAGACACCACAGGGCAUUCACCACCAUCCCUGCUGCAUAGCAAGGUGUUGACAAAGUCCUGCUGUGAGGGGUUCGAAUAGUACAAGCAAGAAAACAUGGCACCAAACAUAGACAAACUCUGAAUGUGAACUAGAUCCAUAAUGCCAGAGAUCUUAAUCCGGGGCAGUAAUGUUCCAAGACCAGCAGGACAAGAAACAGAAACCUUCAGCCAACUGAAAACUGGAAGGGCUUCACAUGUGAAAGUCCUUGACUUGCCCUGCCAGACCUCAAAGAUGAAAACCAAAAAGAAAAUGUGAGGAAUGCCUUGAAGAUAACUGAUCACAGACACUGCUGUAAAGCAGUUGAAGAGUAUUAAUACUCAGAGUUGUACACAGUUUUGAGUUUUUGUUUUCUUUCCAACACAUAAACCAAGUUGAGUAAACAAGAGGCCCUUUGUACAUACAACUUUGCUGUCGUGAUGCAGAGUUUAAAUUUGACUUGAGUACAGACUGCAACAUGUUUAUCACAGCCAACCACGGAGACAACAUCAUACUCACUUUUGUCUGACCUUCUGUUUCCUUUUAACCUUUUCAAGCACGUUUCCUUGCUCUGUAAAUUUAACACCUUUUAACAAUUCUGUUUCUUUUACAAGCCUGUAAAUGCAUGCACCAUGUGUUUGUGUAACUGUAUGCAGUUUGCAACUGUUUGUAAUUUAACUUUAGAGAAAGCAAUGCAUGGACGGCCACGUGUCCCUUCACGUGUUUAUUAUGUGUCUGAAGGCAUGAAAACAUCUCAUUAACCGGCACGUUGAAUAUGACUAUCGAAUUUUUUGUGGUUGUUUUGUUGAUAAAUUCCAGUGAAGCGUUUAGAGUACACAGCGUCAUCUGCAAAAAUUAAAUUAGUCUUUUUUUAUGACACCCCAGUUCCACAAGAGUCGGCAUGUGGUGUGAAUUCUUGAAAAACAAAACAAAACAAAAAAAAAACAGAAUUUAAUAGUUUUCAAAUCAUUUGAACUACAUUUUUUAUUGAAUAUAGUGCAAAGACAAAAUGUGGUACGAGUUUUAACAACACUUUUUAAAUCUGAUAUUCAUUUCUUAGAGUUUCAGCCUCUCUUGAAAGCUUUUAUAUACCCACUUAAGUUAUUAAACUGUUGCAAGUUAACCUGGUUAGUUUAAAAAUGUGCCCCAGGGGGGGGGUUUUAGAUUCACAAAACUUUUUUUCAGUUUUCUGUUGCCCUUGUUGAAACUGUUGUGUACUAUGUUGCCUGCAUGACAUUUAAAAAUAAUAAAACAACCACAUUUUGAGUUUCAUUUUUAGUUUCAACAUUUGAUUUGUUGUCUUUGCACUAUUCUUAAUUACCUGUAGGCUUUGCAAGCUAUCAAGUUCUGUCUAUCAACAUCUUAUACAGCCUUCUUCCUCUUGUGGAAUUGAAUCCCAUCUACAACACAACAUAAAUACGGUCCCAUAGUUUUCCCUGGACAUUUUUAAUAACUAUAUGAUUUUAUCACAGCAGGCUAUGGUGUUUGACAAAAGCUGGUUUGUGCCCAUUGUGCUGCAUAUUUAACGCACUUCUUUGUACAUGCUUCUUUAAAUGUAUAUAUUGAUUGGUUUAAUGUCCGUUCUGGUGUCUAAACUCUUGACUUUAAAAAGGUGUCUUGUAUGAUUUUUACCUUUUGUGACCUGUUUUUCUUCAAUAUUUGUGUUUUUCAACUUUGUGUAAUGCUGCAGCAUCUUCUAAAGGCAAUUAAAAAUAUUUGGACUCUGACAA
Molecule: messenger RNA, 39141 nt
Organism: Xyrichtys novacula (pearly razorfish)
Lineage: Eukaryota; Metazoa; Chordata; Actinopteri; Labriformes; Labridae
Source: the annotation of a GenBank genome assembly